CUGUGCGGUGCGAUUUGUCCCUUAAAAAUAGCGAGAUAUUCUAGUUGGUAUCGGAUUAUAAACUAACGCAGUGACCUUGGGACAAAAUUUCGAAUAUUUUGCUAGUUUUUAUUUCCUUCGGUAGACAAUCUGCUGAAGAAAGGGUGACGGAAAAGAAAAAGUUUAUCUUUGAAUGAUUUAUCUGCCGUCUUGAAAACCUGCUGCUUUGUAGAGUCGGUGGUAAUAGUAUUUGGUGUGAGUGCGUAAUGGAAAAAGCCAAACUACAACCUGAAGUGAGUGCGGUAUCAAGAGAAAAGUGAAAUCAUUCCGGAGGCGAUUUUCUGCUGAUUUUCGAUAAACCAUCGCCAAAGGAAAUCUGCAACGGUGCAGGUGUCAACUGCGACGGAAUAGCGACGGAGAUUUAUUAUCGAUUGGAGCUGACGCAUUGUUCUCCGUUCUCAGACAGGCAGUUCAAGAUAAGUGAUAAACGAAAAAGCUCGCAUCCGUGUACCCUGGUGGAUAACAAUUUUUCCGACUUACAUUCGAAAUAAAAUGGCAUCACCGGUAGAUGGACUAACAUCUACUCUUCCUAACCUCAAUGCUCGUAUGGCACAUCUUUACGAAACAAAAAUGUGGGCUGAUGUAGAAUUCUUGGUUGGAACUCAACCGAAUGCAGUGAAAUUCAGCGCACAUAAAUGCAUACUUUCUGCAUCGUCACCGGUUUUCGAGGCCAUGUUCAAAAGUACGUUUGUCGAGAACAAUGGCCUGGUUAAUAUAUCGGAUGUUAACCCAGUGGAGUUCGAGAAAUUUCUGAGAUCGAACAACUAGAUGUCUAUAACGCCCAUCGGACGGUUUUUGCUCUCUAGCGACAACUAGACAACGACGCAGAAGUAAAAUGCACCGACACACUUUUUAAAUAUUUUCGCAUACGUCGUGACCGAAGGAGCCCAAUGGACAGUCAACCGUAUCCAGGCUCAUCACCUCCGUCGGUACGUGACCAGAACCAUGAAGAAGAACGAUCGCACGACGAUCUCGGUGCUGCGUUGCGACGGGAGGACAGCGGGCUGUUCUCCCCCGAGGCGAUGCGCAACGGCGGCUCCAACCGAAUGUCGACGGAUUCUACUUCGACGUACGAAAUAGUCGACUGCCAGUCACCCGAAUCUAACGACGAGCUGUGGAGCAAUGUCGUUAAAAUAACGCGAGCCACCAGUGCGACCGUGGCAGCAAUGGUCAGUGGUUCGGCAGAGCUCGAUGAGGAUCGCGAUCGAAAUGAGGACGAAUACGACAUAGAGGAAGCUGCUGAAGGAGAAAUGGUUCAGCAGCACCGAAAGUACGAACUGGCACGGUCUUCUACGAAGGAGGAAAAACAACGACAUAAUGAGGAGAUUUUAAUUAUGAAAUCGAAUUCGAUCUCGUCGGAAAAUAAUUCCUGGGAGGCACUUUCGCCAUCGAAGCCGGCGGCUGAGAAUGAACCCGAUACGAGAACUAAUUGUGAAGCGACUGAAUUUCCUGCGUUGGUGCGAAGUAAGCCUGGAACAUCGAAAGCGUGCUUUAUUGAUGCUUCGUCGUUGUACGACGAUGAUGAAGUCCCUUAUCCUUCUUUCGUGGAUACUAGUCUUCAGCGUCAGCAGGAGCGAGCGCCUGUUUCAUUGUCGGCUAUCCUUAGUGAUGAUGAGAAGUUGCAAAGUUCCAAUGCUGCCGCGGCACCAGUGGAAGUGAAGGAUCAAUAUUCGUUGCCGAAUAGUGAUUUUUUGUCUGGUAAACUGAAUAUAAAGGAACGCGAGAGUGCGGAUUGUAGUGAAGAGGCUAUUGCUCGGCAGGAAUCAGAACGUAAGCAGGGUACUUUUCUGUUUCAAAAUUCUAUUCAGCAGUACUCUGGCCAUCUGAUCGAUCCUAAUCUACAAUUUCCGGAUGAAAGUUAUAGUGAUAUUUCUCUGCCGAGCGUAUACUCAUCGAGUAGUGAUCCAAAUUAUGAAUACACUUCCAAUGCUAUGGAUAGUAAUCCAUCGCGUUUUAUUACCACCAGCGGUGGUAUCAAUACAAGUGGAUACAAUUCUGGUUCUGCGGAUUAUUCUUCCAGGAUUGCUCAUGCGUUGGACAGCGAUAACCCUCAGUAUCCUGAUACACCAUUUAAUUCGAUCGUGCACGUUAAUUCGGCUGUUAGUAUUCCGCCGGUGGCACACAGAAUCUCGGAGGACAGUCGUGAAAGUUCCGUCGAUAGAGAGUCACAUUCAACGCCAAUCAGAAUUCCCAAGCGGGUGCAGAAACAUGACGAAUCGGCUCCGAUUGUGUCCGGUGGAGCAUCGAUUGAGGAUUUUACCCCCAAGCAGUGUGAAAGUCCUUCGGUUCGUAGAAGAACCGAUACUUGUCCGAUUGUCUCGGGAGGGAUGAGUUUUGAGGAUAGUUUUAAGCCGGAAAUUCGUACACGAAGGCUUAGCAAUUCGGCGAAAUCGUGGGUUGUGGAUUUGAAAAAUUGUCCCGAUGAUGAAAAAUCUGCAGCAAUGUCCUCUAUCGAGCACAACCGUAGUGGUAUGGGUUUUUAUGUGGAUUUAGGGAGUAUUAAAACUCCGGAAGAGGAGAAAGCCAUUGUGAUGCAUGCGAGGCCACAGAAUCGAGCUCAUCAGGAUCUUAUGAAGAAAUCUACCGGCUUCUAUAUUGAUUUGUCUGAUGGGGAGAACUCACGAAGUAACACACCAAAAUUGCCGAAAGCAAGCACUCCUCCGGUAGUAGCCGCUAGCUCUGGCAGCAGUUCGCGUGCUGAAUCGGUUGAUAAGGAUUCUGCAAAGAAAAAUAUAUUUUCAAUGUUUAUCGAUAUCGGGAAUGAUGCAUCCCCUAAAUCGUCGUCAGUUCUCAAGAAGAGCGUUACCGGUUUUGCUAGAGCUAAAGAUGAAGAACCUGCUGCAGUUACAACAACUGCUGCACAACCGAUUAGACCGGUCAACCUAGCUGCUGACGACAAGAACAACUGUUACAUGUUUAUUGAAUCUACACCUACGGUAAUCGUACGUAGAAGUAACGCUUCUUCGGCCCCUAAAUCGGAAUCAAAACGACAUUCUUGGAACCCAACGAGUACUGAAGGUACUUUCCAUGAGCGACGUAUUAUGAGUCGAGAGUAUCAGCGUUCGACAAGCGUAACCAGUGAUAAAGGCAUUAUGAACAUUUUGGAAAAGAUUCCACUACUUUCCAAGACCAGUAGUAUGUCGAUUGACUCCUCCGUUUCUCCCUAUGAAGAUUUUACCUGCUCCAAGUCCGAACUAAGCACCUACUCCAAUCAGUCCAUUUCCUCUAACUCUGCACAGUCAAGCAAUGAGUCCAAAAUUUCCCCGAAAGGUGUCCAGAAUGGCGCACCGGAAGGGGAAAUGACAGCAUCGACCAAAAAGAAACGACGCGAUGUAAAAAUAAAUGAAACCUUCGAUAAGAGCAGCCAAGGUUCGGUUACCGAUGGCGUCCUUUCAUCUAAUGAAGAUACUUCUCCGGUUUCCACAACAACGGACACCGAUGACGUGACAUUCCAAAACAAUCCAGCUGACGAACCGGAGCUCACCCAAUCAGUGGAAGAAACAGAGGAAAGUAGACUGUCAACUGCUGGCGCUUCAGUCAGCAAGCAGAUGGAAACGAUUGUCGAAGCCGUCGAAAGCUCACCGAAACACGUUAACAAUAGCUCUCGAGCAACAAAGUCACAGCACACGAUGGAAACAUUGCAUGCCACCAUCGAAAAACAGAAACAGCUGCUUGAGACCGUGUCAGAAAAUGUCGAGUCACAAAAUACUUCCUUCGUAAAGUUGUCCGAUAUGGACAAGCCUGUUCCUCCUGUGAAGUUUGAACUUCACUCGAGCAACGGGAAUACAAACAGAAGCGCUUCCUCGGGUGGUGGAACCACCGGUGGCUACAUGUCAACAUCUGCCGGUUCAAACCGCGUGGCACGACUCUUCGGAGAUAACCACAGUAAAUAUAAUACCAUAGGCACAUCGCACCAGACACAGCACCAGCUGCAGCAGCAGCAACAGCAGCAAACGUCAAGUCAUGGAUACUAUGGAAAUGGAACUGCUUCCAUCGAACGACAUUCCUGGAAUAUGUCCCGAUCAACGGGAAACAAUUUUAUGAAUCUAGUAUCGUCGGUGGAGAAUUCUCGCAGUCUCAGUCGAUUGUUUCCGCAUCUAUCGAAAGCCUUCAGUAGCAGCUUGCCGUCGGAUAUGGGGAUGAAUUCCGUCAAUCGUGGCACAGAGUUGCACGAAUUUCUGACGUCGGAUUUUUCGUGUACUUCUAGUAUAACUUCUAGUCGAUCCGGUAUUGAAUCCAUUGAUGAGUCCAUAUCUAGUCGCCAACCCCGUCGGUUGGGGGAAGAUUUGCUGAAAAUGUUCCUCCAGGAGAUAGCCACUGACGUGACGAUCGAAGCCGAGUCGAAAAAGAUGCGUGCCCAUAAGUGCAUUCUGCGAUCUCGCUGUCAGUACUUUGCCGCUAUAUUGGCCGGUGGUUGGAUUCAGAACGCCGGUAAUGUGAUCAGCCUGCCCGGCUACUCGUACGCUGCGGUACACUUCGCUCUCUGUCACAUCUAUUCCGGUGCCUCGCACCCACCGGAGGGUAUCAGUUUGAUGGAACUGGCAGCGUUGUCCGAUUUGCUUGGCUUGGAAGGACUGAAGGAAGUGACAGCAUAUGCUCUGAAGACUAACUACUGUCACAAUUUCCACAAGCCUUGCUCCGGCUGCACUGAUGGGGUGCUUCAAGUUCUUCCGGUAACUUUAAACCAUGGAUUGGAUGAACUUUAUCGCAAAUGUCUUAAAUGGGUCUGCAAACAUUACGUGAAAAUUUGGUCCAACAAGCAGUUCUCUCUCCUUCCUGCGGAUGUUGUAAAUCGCUGCAGACAGCAAAUUGUGGCUCAUUUGACUUCCGAAACGGUGCUCAACACUAUUCUGGACAGUGAACAGUUGCUGACGAUUUUGCACCCAUACAAGUGGUCGGUUGAGGUGGAAAAUGUGGUUCGAGACAUUCUGGAUGCUGCCUACGAUUACAUUCAGGACCACUUUGCUUCGCUGCUGGCCAGUGACUGCUUUCUUUCGCUCGGCCAUAACUACAGCUGGGCCAUAUUGCAUGUGGAACCAAUAUUGCUUCGUGCAGCUACUAGUUUGAGUCCGGACCAGGCAUGCAAGAGCUAUCCUCGUGCGACGCGACUUCAUAAAUUGCUACAGGCCAAGGUGCUCACAAUGACCGCAACUCCGCUAUCAUCCGGCGAUAAUUUGAACAUCGUAAAUGUGUACGAAAAGAAAAGCAAACUGGACAUCGAGUUUGGCAGAGAGGAAGAGGAAAUGGACUGGUGCGACGAAUUUGUCGGGAUGGUGAAUGCGAUUCUCUCGGCCGUAGAGCAGUGUUUGAUCAGACAGUGCGCCCGAGCAAUGCGAGUCAAUUCAUGGCAGAGAAUGGACGUCGAGUUGAGAAAUAAAAUACAGAAGCUUGCUUGUCUGAUGGAACCGACAGAGGAGCGAAAGUCACGGUCGAGAUACUCCUAUUCCUCUCAAACAUCUUCGUCGUCAUCAAUUCAUUCCAGAACGAAUGAUUUACGGCAAGUUCGGUUGGCCAUUCAAGCACACACAAAACGAUCUUACGAAAAUCAAAACAACCACAACAUUAAUAAUCGCACCAAUACUCAGCACACACAGACCAUUGUACACCACAACGACUUUAACAGCGUGACGAAGUCUCACAAAUCUCACGAAAACGUCGAACGAACCAACAUUCGACCGGAGUUGUCCAUUGAAAAUGGUAAGCUGUCAAAAACCGCAUCCAAAAGUAACGUUCCGGAAACGAAAGUGCUAACCAAAGCGAACGUGAAGGUGGGACUGCUUAGCAAGAACAACCUGUCCAGCCACAAGCGGUCCCAAUCGGAAGACAUGGGCUCGAAGGUGGCAAAGACUGAACCGUUGAAUAAUCUGAAAACUAAACUUAGCAACGUGAAACCACGCUAUCUCGAGCCGAAAAAGCCGAAAAAUGCCACCAACCUGCAAGUGCAAAAUGCCUCCUCAAGCGGCAGCUCGACCAGAACUUCCAGUCCGGCUACGGGGCGCAAAAAGGGACCCAUGGGAAAUGUCACCAAGCACAGUCGGGACUCAAACAUUUCGCUAGACAGCCUCUCUUCGCCAGCGAAGACCGGAAAAAAUCUCAAAUCACAUCAACCCACUAUCAACGACAUGGACGUGUCAAUCGAUUCAUUGGCCGAGUCGUUAAAAUCUAGCUCGUUCAAGACAAACAGCAACACAAUUUCACACGAAUCUCUCAUAUACCACGAGUACUUUAAAACCAAAAAUACGAAUGUUGAUAAGCCUUCACCGGUGUACUCUAAAUCAAAUCCAAUCAUAUUUAAUGAUCGGCCAAACGGACCGAAAUCAAUCGACUCCUCAGCGGCCAAUAAAAAUUCUUUGGUGACUAAGAAUAACCUCAAACCGAGUGGACCCAGUAGCGCAAAGCUUGGUCCAGUUAUUAAAUCGACCUCUAGCGGUAUUAAUCGUACCGCUUCAACGGCGAGCGUAAGCUCGAAUUCAUCAUCCUCGUUUGUAAAGAAAAGCUUUCUAUCGCAGCGCUCGAGAGAAAUUCUUGCUCGUCGUUCUCUAGAUACUAAAACAAACUCGACUAAUUCUAGUAACAAAUCGGCUGCUUCAUCACCGAGUCUACUCUCACGGGAUAAAUCCACAGCGAGCGAUGUAACCAAAUCAGGCUCACCGGCACCACAGCAUGUUAUGAAUGGUGCAGGUGGAAGAAAAAUUUUUCACACAACUCUACACCUUCGCAAAACAGCCAAAUUGCAACAGGAACCUCCAGCGGCGCACGUUAAACAUUCGGGUGAUGGACCGAAAGCCGUAAAACAGAGUUCUAUUCCGAUUGCUGGCAAUCAUCAAGGGCGAAAGUCUUCAUCAUCGGUGGUCAGUCGAGCAAACGGUACCGGCAACAGCAACAGCAGUCGCCUAGUAAAGCCGACGAACACCACGGUCGUGAUCCCGACCCAUGCCAGGCUAUCGGAUGUCAGCGGUAAUCUGUUGCUCGACGAAAACACCUCUACACCGUCGUCCUCGUCAUCUUCCGAUAACGUUAACGCUGGCGGUGGCAAUGCACCACCACCAGCCAGGAUGGAAUCGAAACUCGAACGAUCGAACACAUUCUGCAUGGAGGCAUCCGAUAAUCCGGUCGUGCUGCAGAUAAUUGAAUAAGCGCAGCAGCCCAACAUCAGUAGUCAACAAACAGUCUGAUUAUGCUAUCAAGUUUUUUGCAUAAGAUUCAGCCUGAUUCAAUUUUCAAAGCGUACUGAUAAUGCUACUACUAUCAUCAACAAUUGCGAUUCGAAAUUACGUUCGCAUUAAGGUAAGUUUGUAUGCUGCAAGUCGGUCGGUCUGUCGAUCAGGCCAGACCAAUUCGAUUGGAACAAUUUUUUACUCAUUCGAUAGUGAUAAACCAGUGUGAGGUUAAACAUACACUUAUUUAUUUAUACUUUGGCACAAGUAAUUCCAGAUUAAGAUUAAUAAUCAAUACGAACGGUAAAAAAGCCAAGCACAGCUGAUAUAUAUUCUUCAUCGUGUUACUUGUCUAGUCAUUAAUAAUCUCAGAUACAGUUUGUUUGCUUAUUUUCGAAGUGAUUGAACCAAUUUUUUUCUCACUGUUGAGCAUCGUAUAAGAUGAAAGACAAUCCGAGAGUUUAUCCGGAUUGUGGGUUUGUUAGGACAAGUUAAUCAGUAUUUUUGAGAUGCAUUUAAAAGGGCAAGAAAAUAGUAAUCAUUACCAACAAAACCAGCUCUAACCAUCCGAACAGCAAAAUUAGUACUUGACAGUAAAAUUAGUAAAACACUGAACAAUGAAUAAUACACCUUUCUUAAUCAGAGCUAAAAUUAUAGGUAUUUUUAGGCAUGGAUGGCUUAAAUCAGAGAACACAUGCAAAAACCUUGCUGCAAUAUGCUUCUCAAAAAAAAAAAAAAAAAAAUAAUCCACAAAGAAAAAAGGAAGUGAACGAAACUUCAUGAACAAUUUAAGUGUUUAGUUUGGAUAUAUGUAUACUUAUAUUAUUAUAGUCUAUUGCUGCUUUUCUUACGCGUGUGUAACAGAGCAAAGAAAGAAAAAACGAAUAACGAUUUAUUUCUUGAUUCGUUGAUGCUAGUAAAUUUUAAUAAUGCGUUGGGAUCAAUAGCGAGCAGAAUUAUACAAAACUAUUGCGAUUUUUUUGAAUCAUCGAAUUGUCAAAAAAAAAAACAAUACACAAUUUAUAUGAUAAACCUUUACACGGCGCUGUUGCUGCUUACGAUGGGAAACAACAAACAAUUUACUUUGAAUUGUACUUCGCGUAGAGUAACGCACCUUUUCGGACAUAGAGAAUGAUAGUGUGUAAUGUCUACGAGGGCAAUGUUUGCAAUUGUACCCCUGGAAAACUUUUGGUUUUAAAUUGUUCAAUGAUUUCGAUUAUUUCUUCAGUGCAGUUGGUUAGUUUGCAAUUUUGGUGCAUGUAAAAGAAGACAUGUUCAUUCGAUAUUCUAUCCUUAACUUUUCAUCUCAAAAAAUUAACUUUAAAUAGUAUUUUUAGUGAUUAGGUUGAUACGCUUGUUAUUGUAUAGUUUCAUUUGUUUCGAAAAUAUAUUUUCCGAUAAGCAUUCAUACCGCUUUCAUUUGAAAUGUUACUUACUAUUCGUCCUGUAUAUUUUAGAAUUAUGUAAAAAGCACAUUCCCUCCAAAUAUACGCUUGAAUUACUUCCCACUGAAUAUUUAGUGUUUUUAAAAUACAGUAUACAACAGUUGAAAAUCUACUUACAAUCAAUCAAGCAAAAGUAAAUUGAAAUAGAUGUCAUAACACAAACACAGAAAAUAGAUUGGAUUUUGUCUUUGGCCUCUGCUCACUACAACAAAAAUAAUAUAGACACAAUAGAGAACAAGCAUUAACAAGCAAAACAACAUUGCAGCAAAAUAUGUAACAAAAAAUAUUUAAACUCUAAAUUAUAAUAAACAGGCAAUUAGUUAUUCUGUUCCGUCAAUAGGACAACUAGUCAUUUGUACAAAGUUAAGCAGAACAGAAAUAGAUCGCAGCAGUGAACAGAUCCAGAGCGUUCGGUUAUUAGCUAUUACUCUAUUAGAAAAGCAAAUAGCAAAACGAUAGUGUUGUGUAGGUAGUUGUGCACUAAUUUUCGGAAUUUGUUUUGAUCAAAGAAAAAUAACCCCUUCGAUUGAAUUCAGCCUCACGGUAGCAAACAAUUGGUUCACCGGGAUUUGUUCAACGUUCUUAAGUAACACUUAAUUAGCGUAUUAAGAAAAUGCAAUAUGUGAUUUUUAGACGUAAGAAAGAUACUUUUGUCGCUGUCUAUUUAGCUUGUGAUAUUUGUUUGAAUUUGGUUCUCUAUCACGGUUCGUGAUCGUAAUUUUUCGAAUCGAUUUAUUUUUUUUAUUUACAACUUUGUUAAAAUAUUUCUACAUGUACUGCGGAUUGUUUGAAUUGUCAACUUAAUUUCGUCCUUUUUCCGUCUUGAACACCGCCACCUAUCGAAAUGGUCUAAUAAAAUGGAUUGCAUAAUGAUGA
Sabethes cyaneus is the source of this 9517-nucleotide messenger RNA. RefSeq lists its product as uncharacterized. The record is from RefSeq and is a predicted model, not a curated record. Lineage: Eukaryota; Metazoa; Arthropoda; Insecta; Diptera; Culicidae. The transcript is spliced from 9 exons. Gene Ontology annotation, molecular function: protein binding. Bases 930 to 7175 code for a protein of 2081 amino acids.